Messenger RNA from Vigna umbellata (rice bean), 480 nucleotides. NCBI's taxonomy places the organism in Eukaryota, Viridiplantae, Streptophyta, Magnoliopsida, Fabales, Fabaceae. The record is from RefSeq and is a predicted model, not a curated record.
AUGAGCAAGGACCAAGAUUUACAGGAUGUUGAUCUUAGUAUUAUGGCAAAGUCAAACAUAGCUAUUACAAGUUCUGAACAAGAUGAAAAGCAAUCCAUGAGAUUCCUGAACAUAAAGAAGACAAAUAUAGAUCUCAAGGGUGAUCAGAAGAUGAGCAAGGACCAAGAUUUACAGGAUGUUGAUCUUAGUAUUAUGGCAAAGUCAAACAUAGCUAUUACAAGUUCUGAACAAGAUGAAAAGCAAUCCAUGAGGUAUCUGAAUAAUGGAUGUUCGAGACAUAUGACAAGUGAUCCAACCAGAUUCACAAGUCUCUCUCACAAGACAAGCGGCCAUGUUACUUUUGGUGACAAUAACAAGGGUAAAAUCAUUGGAAUUGGUAAAAUCCAAACAUCAUCUUCAUAUGAAAUUGAAAACGUGUUGCUUGUUUUAGGACUAAAACAUAAUUUGCAGAUAAGUGCUUCCUUUGCCUUGUGUGCAUAG